AUGUUGCCCGUGGCCCAGCUGCAGCAGCUUCGGCUCUUCAGCGCCAGUAACACAGAGUCUGGCGGCACCUUGAUGUCCACCCGUCGGAUGCGCCACAAGGAACGGACAUUUCAGAACGCCAGAACGCCCCCAAAAGCAAGAAACUCGCUUAUCUCCAAGAUCCACAUUGCCCCAGAUAGCAAAGUGGACUUCAAGCCCUCCCAGCGUUUCCUAGGCGAGCACAACAACCCUGCGGGGGAGGCCCGCCCAGUCACGCCCUCCUCCGGGCUCCCAGUUAGGCAGGCAAUUCCCAGGCUCCCCGCCCCUUCGGGCUUCCUCGCCGGGAAAGGGCCCCGGCUCGCACCCCGCAAUGGCCUCCUGGGUGGUGGGCACGUCCUCCUGGGUGGUGGGCUCCCCCCUCCAGGGGGAGGAGCGCGGCUGGCCUGGCUGCUGGCGCGCCCCCGCCCACGAGGGCGCCCCGGUAGGAGCCGGCCCCGGACCUCUGAGCACGUGCAGAGCGCUGUCUCCAAGCCAGACCUGCCCAGAGGCAAAGGUGUGCGGUGGGAGGAGCUGCAGGGCCGGACCAAGGAGGACCUCCCCUCACCCCGACCCAGCCUCCUGCUUCCAGGCGCAAAAGCCGCGGAGAAGCCCGCACGUAGGGCCCACAGACCCCGGAGGACCCCCAUCGGCGGCUGCCGGCCGGCCAACGGGGAAGCUUCGCUCCACGAGUUUGUCCCUCCACUAUUUAAGUCCAUCUCAGCCCCUGGGCAGCAGUACUUCUUGGGGCAGGGAGUUCCACCGGGCGCCUACCCUUCCUGUUCCAAGGCCACCCAGCCGGCGGGGGCGACGCUCGGCUCACCUCGCAGCCGCUGGGCCUUUACGACGCGACCGGCGCGGAGCCGCGGCCUUGAACGAAACCUGAUUGGCGCUCCCUCUGCGGUCCCGCUACCUAUGAUUGGGUGCUCGUCUGCCGGGGACCGGAGGCGGGCUCAGCGGAGGCCGGAAGUGGCUGCCCGGCGUGGAGGGUCGGACUGCGCCCCCGUCUCCCGAGGCCGGGAUGCGGUGGAAGGCGGGGGUGAGGCUCUGGGGGAGCGGACCCCUGCCCGGGGCAGCAAGGCCUUCUUGGCCGCAGGGCAGGCGGAGGCAUCCAGAGCAGGAACUGAGGAGUAUCUGCCAUGGGUGUGCGCUUCAAACCCGCAGGCGCCUGUGUCAGCAGGGGACUCCUGGCUUCUGAGGGACGCCAGGUUUGGCAAUCUCCAGUUGAUACAUCAGUCUGCAUCAUUCAGGGGCCUCACAGUGGAAGACAUCCAGAAAGCUAGGGCGUCUCGACCAAAAACCGAGCAGGAGAGCCAGGGCAAAGUAAAGCAGAAGCUUAGCGAGCGAGCUCGGGAGAGGAAAGUGCCCGUGACACGAGUGGGACGGCUGGCAAACUUCGGGGGUCUGGCUGUGGGCCUGGGCCUCGGAGCCCUGGCAGAGGUGGCGAGGAACUCCCUGAACAUGGAGACCAAGCCCAAGAACGGAGGCGCCCUGCUGGACUCCAACCCCUUCCUGUCCGAGGCCAACGCCGAGCGGAUUGUCAACACCCUUUGCAAGAUGCGUGGGGCAGCCCUCAAGAUUGGCCAGAUGCUCAGCAUUCAAGACAACAGCUUCCUGAGCCCGCAGCUGCAGCAGGUCUUUGAGCGCGUCCGCCAGAGUGCAGAUUUCAUGCCCCCGGCUCAGAUGGAGGGCGUCCUGGUGGAAGAGCUGGGCAGCGACUGGCGGGAGAAGGUGGCCUCAUUCGAGGAGACGCCGUUUGCCGCCGCCUCCAUCGGCCAGGUGCACCAGGGAGUGCUGAGGGACGGCAGGGAGGUGGCUCUGAAGAUCCAGUACCCUGGCAUUGCUCAGAGCAUCCGGAGUGAUGUGGACAACUUUCUUUCAGUGCUCAAGAUGAGCGUGGCGCUGCCCGAAGGCCUCUUUGCAGACAAGACCCUGCAGGUCCUGCAGAAGGAGCUGGGCUGGGAAUGCGACUACCUGCGGGAAGCCGACUGUGCCAGGAAGUUCAGGCGGCUUCUCGAAGGAGACCUGUUCUUCGAGGUGCCGGCAGUGGUCGAUGAGCUGUCCACAAGGAGGGUCCUGUCGAUGGAGCUGGUGGGCGGUGUCCCGCUGGACCAGUGCCAGACGCUGGACCAGGAGACCCGCAAUGAGAUCUGCUCCCACAUCCUUCGCCUUUGUCUGCGUGAGCUCUUUGAAUUCCGCUUCAUGCAAACGGAUCCAAACUGGUCCAAUUUCUUCUACGACGCCAAGAAACACAAGGUAACUCUGCUGGACUUUGGGGCCAGCCGAGGGUUCAGCAAGGAGUUUACUGACCACUACAUCGAGGUGGUGAGAGCAGCUGCCGAUGGCGACAGGGCCAAAGUGCUUCAGAAGUCCAAGGACCUCAAGUUCAUGACGGGGUUUGAGACCAAGGCAUUUGAGGAGGCACACGUUGACACGGUGAUGAUCCUGGGCGAGGCCUUCUCUGCUGCCGGCCCCUUCAACUUCAGCACCCAGAACACGACCCGCUACAUCCAGGAGCUCAUCCCUGUGAUGCUGAAGCACCGGCUGUGCUCCCCUCCAGAAGAGAGCUACUCUCUCCACCGCAAGAUGGCAGGCUCCUUCCUCAUCUGUGCCCGCCUGGGAGCUGUCAUUCCCUGCCGUGAGAUGUUUGAGGAUGCCUAUGCCCAGUACACGGCGCGGGAACAGGGCACGGUGUUGGCAGAGGACAUCUAA
Molecule: messenger RNA, 2727 nt
Organism: Euleptes europaea (tarantolino)
Lineage: Eukaryota; Metazoa; Chordata; Lepidosauria; Squamata; Sphaerodactylidae
Gene: COQ8B
Product: coenzyme Q8B
Exons: 20
Coding region: 1-2727 (908 amino acids)
Biological process (GO): ubiquinone biosynthetic process
Cellular component (GO): extrinsic component of mitochondrial inner membrane
Molecular function (GO): kinase activity
Source: RefSeq, a predicted model, not a curated record